CUCUUGCUUUACAGGUGUCAGCAGAACAUGGCGCCCAACCUGAACUCAGUCAAGACGUUUUUCGUUUUCUUGGGAAAAUCAGUGUUUGCCCUUCUGGAGGUUCUGGUUUUUGCCAUAAUCCCAAGGCCACAGAAGAAUGUUGCUGGUGAAAUCGUACUUAUAACAGGCUCUGGGAGUGGACUUGGAAGGCUCUUAGCCCUCAAAUUUGCCCGCCUGGGAUCGGUGCUUGUUCUCUGGGAUGUCAGCCAGGAGGGGAAUGAGGAGACCUGCAAGAUGGCUCAGGAAGCUGGAGCCACAGGGGUUUAUGCGUAUACCUGUGAUUGCAGCCGGAAGGAGGAAGUGUAUAGAGUGGCCGAUCAGGUUAAGAAAGAAGUUGGCGACGUUUCAAUCCUCAUCAACAAUGCCGGAAUCGUAACAGGCAAAAAGUUCCUCGACUGCCCGGAUGAGCUUAUGGAAAAGUCUUUCGAUGUGAAUUUCAAAGCACAUUUAUGGACUUAUAAAGCCUUUCUACCUGCGAUGAUCGCUAAUGACCAUGGACAUUUGGUUUGCAUUUCAAGUUCAGCUGGAUUAAUUGGAGUAAAUGGACUGGCCGACUUGCAGGAACUUGUUGUGACUUCCAUUUCCCUGGCAACUGACUUGACAUUAGCGGUGGGGAGGGGACAAAGACGUACGCCAAGAUCUUCGGUGAAGGCGGCCCACUGGGGAGCUGGUUCUAGGAGGAGCGGAAGUCCUGUCCCUCUUGGAGGCUCACCCACUGGAACCCUAACUGCAGCACUCAGUAGUGGACGGCCCAGCUGGCCGACUGGGCCCUGCCUAGUGCUUUGGAGCUGAGUAGUGUGGUGGAAGGUUCACAACACUAGCCUCAGCAAGUACGUCUCAGCUACGUGGAUAGGUUUCCGGAACCACCCAUCACCCAAAAUAUUAGCAGUCUGUACACAUCUCCCUGUACCCUGGAUUUCCCUUCCUCUGUCCUCCUUAGAAUUCAUCAGGUGUUAUUAUUACCUCUCUCGUACAUCUGAGAAAUCACGGGUCUUGAAAUCAUACAAGUGUAUUUACAGCUCGUCUUAAUCCUUUUCUUGGACACAACAUCUCUGUCUUCAGACGGACGUCUCUCCCACCCGUGCUCCCCUUAGGAACAAGUGUAAGCCUUUUGAGUUCCCACAGUGUGAGUGGUGGCUCCCCUGUGUCAGAACCUCAGAUAUGCUAUUUAGAAUGCAGAUUCCCUGGCCCUGGGCCGUACCCACACCUCUUCAUCUCGCGGGUCGAGGAGCUCAGAGAGCUGCAUUUCUACCAAACGACUCAGAUGAUCCCAGAAGCGGCUCAGGACACCCCCCCCGGCCCCUUCUUCUGUUGGCUUUCCCACUGUCUUGGGCAGCAGCGGGCCCCAACCAGCCCACACCUGGCACGUGUAGCCUGGAUCUUGCCAGCUGGAGGAGCUGCUUCCCACCGAAGCCAGGAGGUGUGCAUCGUGUGAGGCAGAGGAAAGGAUAAGUCCACCUAAACUCCUCUUCUCCCCACGUUUCCAUUUAGUAAAUUGAAUAUUCAGGUGUUUACUUGAAGUGAGCGUACCUGAGGACAGAGAGCUCAAAACUGACACAAAUACCAGUUUCCCCUCCCCCUGCACUUGAAGAUAACUUGAGCAGUUGAGGCGGAAGGGACAGAGUCCUUUGUUUUUUUUCUGGAAGUGGAAGAAUUAGAGUUGGAAGAAAAUUUGAUCUGAGUAUCAUGGCCCACACUGAUCUCCACUGCCCAGACUCCCACUUGACCUAUUAUUUUAUUUCUCCUUUUGUGUGUCUUCCUGCCCCGACUGGGCUGCAGUUCUUUGGGACAGGGACAGGGACAGGACGCACAUCUUGUGCCGCGUGUCAUGGCUGGCAGAGUGUCUGACCAUCACUAACACGGGAGUAAAGGCCGGCUGUGUGACCCGCCCCUCAGGAGGCUCCCCGCAGCCCUGCUUCUCCGCGAAUCCACGUGGUCAUUGUAAUCUGACCUUGAGGUGACCGUGGUCCUUCCCACUCACUCCUGGCCCCUUCCAGGUGGAGCAGACCAAGAUCAUACAGAAUAAGGACUCUGAAAUUGCCGUCCCAUUCUCUGCUGAUAUUCAUGUUACGAGGAAACCUUAAUGUAAUGACAUUUAAAAACUUUACGCUAUACGUUAGCAUCGUUUGUCUUU
Orcinus orca (killer whale) is the source of this 2173-nucleotide messenger RNA. It is a transcript of the gene SDR16C5, whose product is annotated as short chain dehydrogenase/reductase family 16C member 5. Gene Ontology annotation, cellular component: lipid droplet. The transcript has 4 exons. Lineage: Eukaryota; Metazoa; Chordata; Mammalia; Artiodactyla; Delphinidae. Gene Ontology annotation, biological process: retinal metabolic process; retinol metabolic process. The record is from RefSeq and is a predicted model, not a curated record. The coding region runs from base 28 to 831 and encodes 267 amino acids. Gene Ontology annotation, molecular function: all-trans-retinol dehydrogenase (NAD+) activity.